AGAAAACAAAAAAAGUAUAAAAGUAGGAUUUAUUUUUUUUUUGUAAUAACGAUAAAUUAGACAUUAUAUUGAAAUCGCAUACGAUGAUAAAACUAUUGAUUAUUUAUUUUGUUAUUUUAAUUAAAAUUACUUUUGCCCAGUUUCCGAUUCAGUGCUAUAUACAACACGUACAGUCUCAAAACUAUCUACAAUCAGCUGCAGCUGGUCAACCAUUAACGUUAGGAAUCACUGCAACGACAUGGACAAUUAACCCUGCACCUGGGGCAAGUCCAACCAAUAGUACAAUUUCAGAUUCAGCAUCAGGUCUUUAUGCUACUGUAAAUCAAGUAGCACCAGGUGCAUCGAUAAUUGCUGGUACGCAAGAGUAUCUGUUCCUUUUCGACAAAUAUGGUAUACAUAUACCAAGUAGUCCAGACUCAUGCUGGCGUUCUGGGCAGAGCGAUUAUAUCGACUUGGAGGCUUGUGACAACAGUGAUGCAGAACACUUUACUUACAUACCUGUUGUUAGAAGACAAUGAUUUUAAUAAACGUUCCGCGGCUUUUCGAAACC
Messenger RNA from Halteromyces radiatus, 550 nucleotides. RefSeq lists its product as uncharacterized. The transcript has a single exon. NCBI's taxonomy places the organism in Eukaryota, Fungi, Mucoromycota, Mucoromycetes, Mucorales, Cunninghamellaceae. The record is from RefSeq and is a predicted model, not a curated record. Bases 84 to 518 code for a protein of 144 amino acids.